Molecule: messenger RNA, 2299 nt
Organism: Danio rerio (zebrafish)
Lineage: Eukaryota; Metazoa; Chordata; Actinopteri; Cypriniformes; Danionidae
Gene: ap3m2
Product: adaptor related protein complex 3 subunit mu 2
Biological process (GO): vesicle-mediated transport; intracellular protein transport
Cellular component (GO): clathrin adaptor complex; Golgi apparatus; cytoplasmic vesicle membrane
Source: RefSeq, marked validated
AGAUUCUGCUUUAUUACAAAAUACUGGGAAGUGGUGGGAGACAUAAGAAUCCAGAAAUCCUGCCACGAUGAUCCACAGUCUAUUCCUCGUUAACGCAUCGGGGGACAUCUUUCUGGAGAAGCACUGGAAGAGUGUGGUCAGCCGAUCUGUAUGUGACUACUUCUUCGAGGCCCUGGAGCGCGCCACGGAACCGGAGAACGUACCUCCGGUGAUCCCGACGCCGCAUCACUACCUCAUCAACGUGCUCCGCCAUCGCAUCUACUUCGUGGCCGUGAUACAGAGCGAGGUGCCGCCGCUGUUUGUCAUCGAGUUCCUCCAUCGUGUGGUCGACACCUUUCAGGACUAUUUUGGGGUGUGCACAGAGGCUGCUAUUAAAGACAAUGUAGUUGUAGUCUAUGAGCUGCUGGAGGAGAUGCUGGAUAAUGGCUUCCCCCUGGCCACCGAAUCAAACAUCCUAAAAGAGCUCAUUAAACCUCCUACCAUCCUGCGCACAGUGGUCAACACCAUCACAGGAAGUACUAAUGUUGGUGAGCAGCUUCCUACAGGUCAGCUAUCAGUGGUACCGUGGCGGAGAACAGGUGUUAAAUAUACCAACAACGAAGCUUAUUUCGAUGUGGUGGAAGAAAUCGAUGCUAUCAUUGACAAAUCAGGUUCAACCAUCACAGCUGAGAUACAGGGAGUGAUAGACGCAUGUGUGAAACUCACAGGGAUGCCAGAUCUCACCCUGUCGUUUAUGAAUCCUCGACUCUUGGAUGAUGUCAGCUUCCAUCCCUGUGUGCGGUUCAAGCGUUGGGAGGCUGAGCGAAUUUUGUCUUUUAUCCCACCAGACGGCAACUUCCGCCUCCUGUCCUACCACGUCAGCUCACAGAACCUGGUGGCGAUCCCAGUGUACGUCAAGCACAACAUCAGCUUUAGAGAAGGCAGUUCUCAGGGCCGUUUCGAGCUCACCCUCGGCCCAAAGCAGACCAUGGGUAAGGUGGUGGAAGCAGUUCUGGUGAGCAGUCAGCUGCCGCGGGGCGUCCUCAAUGCCAACCUCAACCCUUCACAGGGCACUUACACUUUUGACCCUGUCACAAAGCUUUUGUCAUGGGAUGUGGGGAAGAUAAACCCUCAGAAACUGCCGAGUUUAAAAGGGUCCAUGAGUCUUCAGGCUGGAGCCUCCAAACCUGAUGAGAACCCCACAAUCAACAUCCAGUUCAAGAUUCAACAGCUGGCCAUUUCAGGUCUGAAAGUAAAUAGGUUGGACAUGUAUGGCGAGAAGUACAAACCUUUCAAAGGCAUCAAAUACAUGACCAAGGCGGGCAAAUUUCAAGUGCGAACCUAGACGACGACUUUCAGCUUCCAUUCCGUAGUUAAUAAAAUUGGUUGGGGACAACGAAGAAAGAGGGAACAGGUUUGAGUAAUGUCCUUUGGAAUGCAUUUCAGGAUUAAUUCAGGAAAUAAAUGCUUAGACUGUCCUCCUUUCUGGGAGAGUAUGACUCCUGGUGAGGUAAAUAUUGGUAUUAACACUAUCAGAUGUGCUGUUACAUGUCCGCCCAGGUUAAAGUGACAGUAACUGAUUCUACGUCUCUUUUUUUUUUUUUAUUACUUUGACCUUUUUAUUGUCAGUUUUCGCAAUCUAAAACACUUUAGUCUCGUUUCUUCAUAGGCUUGAACUCUGCUGUUGUGUAUCGUUCUGUGCUGUCCUCCUCUGAGAUGUGAGGCGGGCAGAACAGACUUAUAUUACCAUUACAGACUGGUUUUGGCCUCCGUCCCCAAUGAUUGUGUGCAAAGUAAACCAUUUUCAAAUGGUUUAACACUGAAGCUUUUGAGUGCUUGUUUACUGUAGUAUUUUGACAGUAUAAAUCUGCGUUGUUUGAUUGUUAUUAAAGAUUUUCUUUAUGGUAUUUAUUAUUGCGUACCUGACCAUACCCAAACUAUUUGAAGCAUAACUGACCAAAACAAAUGCUGUACAUGAUACUUGAUUGUCCCGUGUCAGUUGUUUUACACCAGAAUGCAACAUGCUUUUAAAAAAGAUGGACUUGAAGCCAAGUACUACACCCGUCCACUCAUGUAAAGUGUAGUUUUUAGACAAUUAAUUAUGAUUUGUUUACUUAAGGAUACAGAAUGAAAUACAAGAAUAUAAUCAUGUUUUGAUUUUAGCUACUAUAGUUGUUGUUUUUUUUCUUUCCUCCAUGCUGUUUUUCAGAUGAAAACAAACUGUUUACAGUACUAUGAAAUAAUAAAUACACAGAAAACAUUCUGUUUGGGUGUGUGCAAAUGAAUUUGUGAUUAAAAUGAGUUAAGUAUGUUUUAGUAA